Messenger RNA from Syngnathus acus (greater pipefish), 2494 nucleotides. RefSeq names its product v-ski avian sarcoma viral oncogene homolog b (gene skib). Lineage: Eukaryota; Metazoa; Chordata; Actinopteri; Syngnathiformes; Syngnathidae. The coding region runs from base 436 to 2442 and encodes 668 amino acids. The transcript is spliced from 7 exons. Gene Ontology annotation, cellular component: nucleus. Gene Ontology annotation, molecular function: DNA-binding transcription factor activity, RNA polymerase II-specific; SMAD binding; RNA polymerase II cis-regulatory region sequence-specific DNA binding. Gene Ontology annotation, biological process: negative regulation of BMP signaling pathway. The record is from RefSeq and is a predicted model, not a curated record.
CUGAAGCAGACACAAACAAACAGAGUGAGAGAGAGAGGGAGGGAGGAGAGAGAGAGAGGUAGACGCGAGAGAGGGAGGAGAGAGAGUUAGAGACAUUUGAAGCGCACAUAGAAGUGCGUAAAACGGCUGUGGAGCGCGUAAGGAACAACACUCGUGAUUGUAUGCUGAGUUUUCUUUUGCGGAUUUUUCCGCCUGUGGAGGUUUUUUAUUAGAGGGAGAGAGAGAGAGAGAGAGAGAGAGAGGACACGCUUGUGUGGAUCUUUUUUUCCUGAAUGGGCCGCACCGGGAAGGGAAGCUGCUCCUUGUCCGGGGGAAGCUGUCUGACUGGCGGCGUGGAAAUGCUCAGCUCAGACGCAGAGUGAACGAGACGCCUCGAAAUAAGUAAAGCGAUUCUUUCCCCGAGUUUUUUCUUCUUGUUUUUCGUCUAAAUAAAAGAUGGAGGUGAACAGCUUCCAGCCUCACCCUGGACUUCAGCAAACUCUGAAGCAGUUCCAUCUGAGCUCCAUGCGCUCCCUCAGCGGACCAGCGGCGUUCUCCGCCCGCUGGCCCCACCAGGAGUGCCUGUUCAAGGACGCUAAAGCCGAGAUGAUGCUCAGUCUGCCGGCCCACACUCCACCGGUAAUGUCCGGACCGCUCUUCAUCCCGUCGGACCGCUCCACGGAGCGGUGCGAGACGCUCCUGGAGCGCGAACCCAUCUCUUGCUUCGUGGUGGGCGGCGAGAAGCGCCUGUGCCUGCCGCAGAUUCUCAACAGCGUGCUGCGGGACUUUUCCCUGCAGCAGAUCAACUCGGUGUGCGACGAUUUGCACAUUUACUGCUCGCGUUGCACGGCCGACCAGCUGGAGAUCCUCAAGGUGGUGGGCAUCCUGCCCUUCUCGGCGCCCUCCUGCGGCCUCAUCACGCAGACGGACGCCGAGCGCUUGUGCAACGCGCUCAUCUAUGGAGGCUCGUACCCGCCGCGCCGCGGGGAAGGAGGCAAGGAGCGAGGCGGUGGCGGAGGUGUCAACGGCGUCGGGGGCGGCAACGGCGUCCACUUGGAGCUGGAGUGCACCGAGGGCAGCUUCCGGGUUUACCAUGAGUGCUUUGGCCGGUGCAAGGGCUUGUUUGUGCCGGAGCUCUACUCUGGCCCCGGAGCCGCCUGCGUGCAGUGCCUGGAUUGCAGGCUGAUGUUUCCGCCGCGAAAGUUCGUGGUGCACAGCCACAAGCGACUGGAGAACCGGACCGUGCACUGGGGCUUCGACUCGGCCAACUGGAGGGCCUACGUGCUCCUGGACCCGGACUACAGCGGCAAAGAGGAGAAGGCAAGCCUGGAGCGUCUGCUCAGAGACUUGAAGGGGAAAUAUGACGUGAGCGGCAAGUUGGCCAGGAAGUCGUGCAGAUCGCCGAGUCCCGUCACAUCCAAGCGGCCCAAACUGGAAAAAUUGCCAUCAGCUGACGGUGAACGUAAAGCCGAGUGGCUGCAGUCAUUGUCCAAGUCCAGACACAAGGACCACAAACAAGUCCAGCUCAAGCAGAGACCUUCGGCGUUUCGGCCUUGGUCUCCAAAAGGGUCGGAUCGGGAGAAAGCAGGAGCUCAGAGGUCCACUUUAAAGAAUCAGGAGCCUUUGGCACAAACUCCUUCAACCCCUCUGGUGCAUCCCGGGGACUGCCGUGGUCUUGGAAGAGCGAGCCCAAACAUCCAAGAAGUGCAGAAUGGCCAAGCAGCGCCACAACCCAACGACAUGGACACGGACGGAGAGAUUGAUGUGGAUGACUGUGACAGUCGUCCACUGCCGGCAUCCUCCCUAGCUUCACCCCCCUCAGCCUGCAGCAACGCCCCUCAAAGUCAGACCCCCCAGACUCGAGGGACCACUCCGCCUCAUGAAGCGCCAACCUGGCUGUGUGGGCCCGUCUCCCCCGAGGUGGACGCUCUGAGACAGACGCUUUAUGCUGGCGUGGACACAAAAGAGGCUCGAGAGAAAUUCCUGCAGGAGGUGGUCAAGAUGAGGCUAAAGCAAGAAGAAAAGCUGGCGGCCGCCGUACAGGCUAAACGCAACCUUCAGCAGGAGUUGGAGUUUGUGAAGGUGGCCAAGAAAGGCCGCCUCCGCGAGGCCGUGGAAGCCAAGAGGAACCUGCGGAAGGAGAUUGAGCGCCUCCGUGUGGACUGGGAGAGGAAGACCAGGGAGGCGGAGGAGGCGUGCGGCCGGCUCAAGAGGGAACUUGAACACGAGCGGCAGCAACGAGGCUGCGACAAAGGAUGCGAGGCAGAGCGACUCCGUGUCAAGUACUCCGCACAGAUCGACACGCUGCACUCUCAGCUCCAGCAAGCCGAGGCGGACCGCGAGCAGCUGCGACAGGAGCUGCAGCAGGAACGGGAGGCGCGGCAGAGCCUGGAGAACGCCGUCCGAGACCUGCAGUCCCAGUUGGCAGCGCAGAAAACAACGCCACACGGCACUCUGUCCUAAAGUGGAGCCAAAAAAAAAAAGACAUUCAGAAAAAAAUGAGAGUGAAUACUUU